AUGGAAAAAGAUUAUGAUGAAAGUCAUUCCGAAGGACAACAAGUACAACCAAUUAUGUUAGAAGCACCUAAACCUAAGCAGCAUAAGACGAAUACACUUGAGGCCAAAAAGGAAAACUAUGCUAAGCGACAACAUCAUCAUCAUAUUAACGAUAAUGAUGAUGACAAUGAAGUUUACGAUUACGGUGGUCAGGCUAAUGAGCAGGGAAUCAGGUGUGAUGAAGUAAAACCACAGCAACAACAACAACGCUUAAAAAAACGAAAUUUUCAAAAACUAAGGGUUAAAUGCGAAAACUAUGAUUAUGAUUUGUUUAAAUUGAAAAAAUCCAUUAACCGGCCAUCUACUUCCAGCAUAACACCUUUUUCAUAUAAUUCAACGCCAUCGUCGUCAUCAGCAUCAUCGUUGUCGUCGGAAUCAGUAUCUUCCAAUACCGCUACAUUUAUAAACUGUUCAAAAAAAGAUAAAAAUUAUAGUGCAUUUAAUAACAAUUGUAAUAAUCAAACCACUCAUCACAAUCAUAAAAGUCCCUCAAAAAACAUUCCCCACAAUGACCAACAACAAAUGUUAAACUGUGAAGCAACUUCGGACGAGAAGUCGAGAACAGCUAACAUUUUAACAGCAACAUCAUCAUCACACCCUCAACAACAUUUAAUGCAAUACAAUCAACAAGUGAAAUGUCAUCGUAGAUAUGAGUGUAAUACGAACCAAGAUUUAAAUUACCUGCAAAAGCGAAAAGUAUUUGUGGAAAAUCAAGUUGACGAAUCACUGCAAUUAGAGAAGGGACCCCCCCAUUUUGCUACACAUCUUGAGAACCAAGAGGCUGAUGAAAUAGCAGCGUAUGAUAGACCGUGUGUGCAACAAGCAGAUUUAACGCUUUUAGGUGAUCCAACGUAUAGCAAAGAAUUAAGUAACAAAUUCUUAUCACAAAUAAGACAAGAAAUAAUAAAUAAAGCUGCACCUGCUGCUGGUGUACCUGUAAAUACAAUAGUUAUAAGUAACAAUGUUAAGUGCCAAAAUUUGAAUAAUUCAUUAAAUAUUGCAGCUGAAGCACAAAUUCAAACGCCAACAAAAACUCCUAGUAACAAUAAUAAUAAACGCAACUUCAUUAUUGUAAAUGAUAAUAAACAUAAUCCAAAUAGUCCAAAUAUUCAUAAAGAAGAACCCCAUGAAUCACACAUUAAUAUCUGUUUAAAUUAUUCGGCCAUCAACGAUUUAAAUACGUUUAAUGGUUCGGAGAAGGCCGGUUAUAAAACGAAUCAUUGUGAAGAUUAUGAAUCUGUAGAAUCGAGUGAAUACCAUAAAAGGCUUAAAUCAUUUCGAAAAUCUGCUCUAAAAUCAUCAAACGGUGGUUGUGGCGCUAAAAAUUCCUCACCCAAGCUAUUGAAAUAUAAAUCACGUUCGCCAACACAACAAAACUCCGAGGCCGAUGCUAUAGUAGUACAGUCGAACAAAAAACGCUUCAGUUAUUGCAGCAGUUGCAGUAGUAGCAACAGUUGUAACUGUGACAUUACCGGCGAAAAUAGUAACACUCUUUACGAGGGCUUUGGCAUUGGUGUCGUUGUAAGUAGCAGCUAUACGGACGAUUUGGGGACUGCCAGUGACAGUGUAUGUAACGGUCAAGCUCUUUCAACGUCGUUCAGGGGACAUACUAGUGAUAACUUGUAUGAUGUACAACGGCACGGUGUUCAAUAUUUGGAAGAAAAGUUUGAUGACCAAGACGACAACGAUCAGACAACAAACGCUUCUGAUAAUUGCAGCGUUUUUGAUGAGACCUGCAGUGAUCCGCCUUCUCUAAUAGAAGAUUUACCUCGAGUUGAAACGGAAAAUAAAAUUCUAAGCAAUAAUUUAAAAAACUAUUCGAAAUUUCAUGAAAAGUUUUACAAAAAACAACAACGGUUCACUCAUUUUAACAGUCCCUGUGAUUCGAUUAAUAACUGCGAUUUGGAGCCGCAUAGUAUUGCUCUUAGCCAAAAAGACACUUUCGAACAGAAUAUAAUUUUAAGUUAUAACAACAAUAGUCUUAAUUUUAACAAGAUGAUUUUUGAUGCCGGCUAUAAAAGUGAUGCCCCGACAGAUGUUUUAACCCGUUCUGGUCUUGGUGUAAACAGUGGAGGGGUAGAAGUGCUAAGUGGCGGUAGAGUUGAAGACGGCGCUCAAAAUGUAAAUAAUGAUAUAUAUGCUACUGGCAAUGGUAUGCCAAACAUCCCUGAAACUAUGAAUGGCACUACAGUAUGUGGAGCUACUCCGGGCGCCGGAGCAAAUCAACAAAAGACAACAGGUGGUACUACUCAAAAACGACCACAACGACGAGGUGGCAAACAACAACCUGAUCGACCAGAGAGAGCUCUCUUUUGUUUAACUUUAAAAAAUCCUGUUCGAGCGUUUUGUAUAAGAAUUGUAGAUUCAAAAAUAUUUGAAUAUUUUAUUUUGUUAACUAUAUUUGCAAAUUGUGUGGCCUUAGCUGUUUAUACGCCUUAUCCUUCUAGUGAUUCUAAUGUUACAAAUCAAACUUUGGAAAAAGUUGAAUACAUCUUUUUAGUUAUCUUUACGUCUGAAUGUGUUAUGAAAAUUAUAGCUUAUGGAUUUGUUUUACAUACUGGUUCGUAUUUAAGAAACGGAUGGAACUUUUUGGAUUUUUUUAUAGUUGUAAUAGGUAUGAUUUCGACAGCAUUAUCCAAUUUGGUUAAAGAAGGCUUUGAUGUGAAAGCGCUAAGAGCAUUUCGUGUACUACGACCGCUACGUUUGGUGUCGGGUGUACCAAGUUUACAGGUUGUUUUAAAUUCGAUUUUAAAAGCCAUGAUACCAUUGUUGCAUAUAGCUCUGCUGGUAUUGUUCGUCAUAAUAAUUUAUGCUAUAAUUGGUCUAGAGUUAUUUUCUGGAAAAUUACAUAAAACGUGUAGAAACCCUACAACCGGUGAAUACUUAGGGGAUUUGGAUGAAUUACAUCCAUGUGGUGUUGGAUUCCCAUGUCCCGAAAAAUAUGUAUGCUUUGAUGAGUGGGUCGGUCCCAAUUGGGGCAUAACGAAUUUUGACAACUUUGGUUUAUCGAUGUUAACAGUGUUUCAGUGUGUUACCUUGGAAGGUUGGACUGAUGUUUUGUAUAAUAUCCAAGAUGCUAUGGGUUCAAGUUGGGAAUGGAUUUACUUUGUUUCCAUGGUUAUUUUGGGUGCAUUUUUCGUGAUGAAUCUAAUUCUUGGUGUUUUGUCAGGUGAAUUUUCCAAAGAACGUACAAAAGCCAAAAAUCGUGGCGACUUUCAAAAGUUACGAGAGAAACAACAAAUAGAAGACGAUUUGCGUGGUUACUUGGACUGGAUUACUCAGGCUGAGGACAUUGAACCUGACACCGAUGGUCAAUUAAUAUCAGAUGGAAAAACUAAAGCCGCCAAUGAAAUCGAAUCAGCAAAUCAGAUGGGAGAACAUGAGCAUGGCUACGAAGUACAACAGACUGAGUCACUGUUUCGCAAAAAGAAGAAAGACUUGGAUCGCAUAAAUCGACGGCUGCGAAGAUCGUGUAGAAAGGCAGUAAAAUCACAAGCAUUCUAUUGGUUAAUUAUCGUUUUGGUCUUCCUCAAUACGGGUGUACUGGCAACUGAGCAUUACAAGCAGCCCUCCUGGUUGGAUCAAUUCCAAGAAUAUACAAACAUAUUUUUUAUUGCUCUGUUCACCUGUGAAAUGAUAUUGAAAAUGUACAGUCUCGGAUUUGAGGGUUAUUUUGUUUCCCUAUUCAACCGUUUUGAUUGUUUUGUGGUUAUUGGCAGCAUCACAGAAAUGAUAUUGACUAAAAGUGAAUUAAUGCCUCCUUUAGGUGUUUCUGUAUUACGUUGCGUACGUUUAUUACGUGUCUUCAAAGUGACAAAAUAUUGGCGUUCGUUGUCAAACUUGGUUGCUUCCUUGCUUAAUUCUAUACAAUCAAUUGCGUCCCUUUUACUCUUGCUGUUUCUGUUUAUUGUGAUAUUUGCCUUAUUGGGAAUGCAAGUGUUUGGUGGUCGUUUUACAUUUAAACCGGAGGAAGAAAAGCCUAGAUGGAAUUUCGACAGUUUUUAUCAAAGUCUUCUUACAGUAUUUCAGAUAUUGACGGGUGAAGAUUGGAAUGCUGUUAUGUAUGACGGCAUUAGAGCAUACGGUGGCGUUUUCUCAUUUGGCAUUUUAGCCUGUAUUUAUUUCAUAAUACUUUUUAUAUGUGGCAACUACAUAUUGCUAAACGUUUUCUUGGCCAUUGCGGUGGAUAAUUUAGCAGAUGCCGAUUCUUUGACUGCAAUUGACAAAGAGGAAGAAGAGCUGCAGCAAAAAAUCGACGAUGGUAAAAAAUCGCAUAGUCCAACGCCGACUUUAGAUGAUAUUGAUGAUGACGAACAUAACCUUGAUAUAGAUAUGGAUAUUGACCAUGAAAUGGAUGAACAUAAAGUAGACGGAGAUGUUAUAUCGGAAGAGGAUUUGUAUGGCGAAGAAAGGGAAAUGUGUGAAGAAGAACAAGAAGAAUAUGAUGACAGCGAUGUAGCCACAGCCAGACCCAGACGCAUGUCUGAGGUUAAUACUGCCACGAAAAUUCAGCCCAUACCGGAGGGUUCAUCAUUCUUCUUAUUUUCACAAACUAACAGAUUUCGUGUAUUUUGCCAUAAGUUGUGUAAUCACAGCAAUUUUGGUAAUUUCAUAUUGUGCUGUAUUAUGUUUUCAUCGGCCAUGUUAGCUGCGGAAAAUCCCUUAAAAGCGGACGCAAGUAGGAACCUUGUUUUAAACAAGUUUGAUUACUUUUUUACGGCUGUCUUCACAAUAGAACUGUUGCUUAAAUUGAUUUCAUAUGGCUUCGUCUUACAUGAUGGAGCAUUCUGCCGAUCAGCCUUCAAUUUAUUGGACUUGCUGGUCGUUUGCGUUUCGCUAAUAUCAAUUGGUUUCAGUUCGAAUGCGAUUUCAGUCGUGAAAAUAUUGCGUGUAUUAAGGGUUUUAAGGCCUCUUAGGGCUAUAAAUCGCGCUAAAGGCCUAAAGUAUGUAGUGAAAUGCGUUGUGGUAGCCAUAAAAACGAUAGGUAAUAUAAUGUUGGUUACUUACUUGCUACAAUUUAUGUUUGCUGUCAUCGGAGUUCAACUCUUCAAGGGGAAAUUUUUCAAAUGUUCCGAUGGGUCCAAGAUGUUUGAAAGCGAGUGCCAUGGUACUUAUUUGAUCUAUGAAAACGGUGAUAUCAAUAAGCCUCGUCUGAAGGAGCGAGAAUGGAAGAACAACAAAUUCCACUUCGAUGAUGUGGCCAAAGCAAUGCUGACCUUAUUUACGGUAUCAACAUUUGAAGGAUGGCCCAACCUCCUCUAUGUCUCGAUUGAUUCAAAUAUGGAAAACGGUGGACCAAUACAUAACUUCCGUCCAAUAGUGGCUGCCUAUUACAUUAUUUACAUCAUUAUUAUUGCCUUCUUUAUGGUCAACAUAUUUGUCGGUUUUGUUAUUGUCACAUUCCAAAAUGAGGGCGAGCAGGAGUACAAAAAUUGCGAGUUGGAUAAAAAUCAACGUAAUUGUAUUGAAUUCGCCUUGAAAGCGAAACCAGUGCGGCGAUACAUACCGAAGCACGGCAUUCAGUACAAAGUGUGGUGGUUUGUGACAUCAUCAUCAUUUGAGUACUCAAUAUUUGUUCUAAUCAUGAUAAAUACGGUAACAUUGGCAAUGAAAUUUCAUAAACAACCAGAAUAUUAUACGGAAAUAUUGGAUGCAUUGAAUAUGAUAUUUACUGCUGUAUUUGCAUUGGAAUUCGUUUUUAAAUUGGCAGCAUUUCGCUUCAAAAACUAUUUUGGUGAUGCCUGGAACACGUUUGAUUUUAUUAUUGUCCUUGGAAGUUUCAUAGACAUUGUGUAUAGCGAGAUAAAAACCAAGGAACAGGUAUUGACUACACCUUGUACCGUGAUGCAAGGUUGUAAACCGAAGGCUAAAGGUGGUUCCACUUUAAUUUCUAUUAAUUUCUUCCGACUUUUUCGUGUCAUGCGCUUAGUGAAAUUGCUGAGUAAGGGUGAAGGCAUAAGGACACUUUUAUGGACAUUCAUUAAAUCCUUCCAAGCUCUACCCUAUGUGGCUCUGUUAAUUGUAAUGCUUUUCUUUAUAUAUGCUGUCAUUGGUAUGCAGGUCUUUGGCAAAAUCGCACUGGAUGACGAUACGGCUAUACAUCGAAAUAAUAACUUUCAAACAUUUCCACAAGCCGUUUUGGUGCUGUUCCGUUCGGCCACCGGCGAGGCAUGGCAGGAUAUUAUGAUGGAUUGUUCGCCGCGCGAUGAAGUAAAAUGUGACGAAGAGUCCGAUUCCCAUCCGGGGAAUUGUGGUUCCAGCAUAGCUUUUCCAUAUUUUAUAUCAUUUUACGUGCUUUGCAGUUUCUUGAUUAUCAAUCUUUUCGUUGCUGUUAUUAUGGAUAACUUUGAUUAUUUAACACGUGAUUGGUCUAUUUUGGGUCCCCACCAUUUGGACGAAUUUAUACGCUUAUGGAGUGAAUACGAUCCGGAUGCUAAAGGACGGAUCAAACAUUUGGAUGUGGUCACACUAUUGAGAAAGAUUUCUCCCCCCUUAGGCUUUGGUAAAUUGUGCCCUCAUCGCAUGGCUUGCAAACGAUUGGUCUCCAUGAACAUGCCCUUGAACUCAGAUGGCACGGUCUUGUUUAAUGCCACAUUAUUCGCAGUGGUUCGCACAUCGUUGAGCAUAAAGACCGAUGGCAAUAUUGACGAUGCCAAUGCUGAGUUACGUGCCACUAUUAAACAGAUUUGGAAACGCACUAACUCUAAGCUGCUGGAUCAGAUUGUACCACCGCCGGGAAAUGACGAUGAAGUAACGGUAGGCAAAUUUUAUGCUACCUACCUUAUACAGGACUACUUUAGGCGCUUUAAAAAGCGUAAAGAGCAAGAGGGCAAAGAAGGGCAGGCAGAGAGUAAUACAGUCACGUUGCAAGCUGGCUUGAGAACUUUGCACGAAGUAUCACCAGCUUUGAAGAGAGCCAUAUCGGGCAAUUUAGAUGAACUGGCUGAAGAACCAGAACCCAUGCAUAGACGUCAACAUACCUUAUUCGGCAGCGUUUGGUCCUCCUUCCGGCGACAUGGUAUUGCAUUGCAACAAAAGCCUCAAGGAAAUGGAAAUAUUGGUGCAGGCUCAGGCGAUAUUCAAAUGCGAUCCGAUGAAUCAAAUUUAGAAUCCGAUUACAUCUACGAUUCUGUGCACUGUAGCGUGGCCGAUGGGAUUAACCAUUUGACCAGAAACUUAAUGCAAACCAGAGUCAAUCAAAAGUUGACAAUGGCCAUCAAUGGCGUUAACAAUUUGAAUAACAGCAUGAGCAACAUAAAGGAUAAUGAAGAGUUGCGUUCCUAUAGCGAGGCCAUCUCCAUGCGGCCUCUAAUGAUGAAAAGUGAUGGCAGUAUUAGUGGUACUGUUAGUGGUUUGAGUCCAACCUCUAUAUUAGAAUCUAAUGAAAAUCCUAAUCGUGGAGUUUUACUAAAUCCGUAUAAUAAUGGGGAAUUAUUUCAAGAUAUCCAGAAAAGAAUAAUUUCUAGAGAAAAAUUAAUAUGAGUUCAAAUAAAAAUCAUCAAAAUUCAACAAAUAUAUAAGAUAUAUAUAAAAACCUUUCAUUGUAAUAUUUUGUUAAAUCACUUUAAAAUAUCUUGUUAAUUCUGUUAACAAAUCGUCCUUAAUACUUCUGUCAAUAAAAUUUCUUAAUUUUUUUCCACUU
Calliphora vicina (urban bluebottle blowfly) is the source of this 7681-nucleotide messenger RNA. It is a transcript of the gene Ca-alpha1D, whose product is annotated as Ca[2+]-channel protein alpha[[1]] subunit D. The transcript has 27 exons. Gene Ontology annotation, biological process: calcium ion import across plasma membrane. The coding region runs from base 1 to 7521 and encodes 2506 amino acids. Gene Ontology annotation, cellular component: voltage-gated calcium channel complex; membrane. Lineage: Eukaryota; Metazoa; Arthropoda; Insecta; Diptera; Calliphoridae. The record is from RefSeq and is a predicted model, not a curated record. Gene Ontology annotation, molecular function: high voltage-gated calcium channel activity.